This is a messenger RNA of Chlorella variabilis, 1926 nucleotides long. RefSeq lists its product as hypothetical. The record is from RefSeq and is a predicted model, not a curated record. The transcript is spliced from 13 exons. Gene Ontology annotation, biological process: signal transduction; peptidyl-serine phosphorylation. Gene Ontology annotation, molecular function: cAMP-dependent protein kinase activity; ATP binding; cGMP-dependent protein kinase activity. Gene Ontology annotation, cellular component: cAMP-dependent protein kinase complex. NCBI's taxonomy places the organism in Eukaryota, Viridiplantae, Chlorophyta, Trebouxiophyceae, Chlorellales, Chlorellaceae. The coding region runs from base 1 to 1926 and encodes 641 amino acids.
AUGUACGAGCGGCCCAUUGCGGCAGGGGAGAUUUUGAUCCAGGAGGGCGACACAGGGCUGGGUGCCAGCGAGCUGUAUGUGGUGAAGAUGGGCGAGUUUGAGGUGCUGCAGCGGCGCAAGGGCGUCAACAUCCGGGUCAACAUGAAGCGCCGAGGCGACACGUUUGGGGAGGUGGCGCUCAUGUUCAACUGCCCGCGCUCCGCCACGGUGGCGGCCAUCCAGGAUUCGGUGGUGUGGGUGCUGGAGCGGGAUAUCUUCCGUCAGUACGUUCGUGAGGUACAGGAGAGCGAGUCGGCGCAGCUGGAGCUGUUCCUGAACUCGGUGCCCAUCUUGGCACCGCUUUCACGAGAUGAGAAGCUCACUCUGCUCGAUGCCUUUGAGGAGCAGCGGUUCACUGCAGGGCAGACAGUUGUGCGGCAGGGCGACCCUGGUGAUUUAUUCUACAUCAUCAAGGAGGGCGAGGCGGUGGUGUAUCAGGACAGCGGCAGUGGCAGCAGCAAGCGUGUCAACCAGCUAUUCAAAGCUGACUUUUUCGGCGAGGGGGCGUUGCUGUCCGAUGAGCCCAGGGGGGCAAGCGUGGAGGCGGUCUCGGCGCUUGUGUGUUUGACGCUAGGCAGGGCCACUUUCACAGCAGUACUGGGGCCGCUGCAGCAGUUGAUGUCCCGAGAAAAGUCGCCAGCAGUAGUUACGCAGCGGUUGAUGAAGCUGCAGUCGCGGGGUGGGCCAUCGCGGGUCCCCGCAGAAGUGAUGGUGCGGCGGCGGCGCCGCAGCAAGAGCAAGGGAACCGAUGUGUGGGAGGUCAUUCGGGCACGAGGCCACCUAGAUGAGGUGCUGGAGCUGCGCAGCGGCCAAGGCAAUGGGGCCACAGGCAGCACAGCUACAGCUGGCAUGUUGACCGAGGGCAACGUGCUAGGGGGCGGCGCAUUCAGCCGCGUCAGUGUAGUUUCAGAGCAGACGAUGGGGCGCACCUAUGCCCUGAAGCGCAUGCGGAAGAGCGCAGUGGCACAGUGCCCAGAGCAUGUGUUCUGUGAACAGACGAUCACCCGCAACCUGACGCACCCCUUCUGCAUUCGGCAGUAUGCCUCAUUCCAGGACAAGUACCACCUUUACUUCUUGUUCGACUUGAUGAUCGGCGGCGACCUGAUGGAUGUGCUGGUAUCAGAGGCGCAGGUCAUAAAAAUGAGGGUCGCACAGGGUGCCCUCAAACGAGGUUGUUUUGCGCCGCAGGUCAAGGUGCUCAAGGGCCUGGAUGAGGCGCUGGCUCGCUUCUACGUGGGAUCGAUAGUGCUGGCGCUCGAGUAUUUGCACGAUCACAACAUUGUGUAUCGUGACUUGAAGCCGGAGAAUGUGUUUAUCGACAACUCUGGAUAUGUGAAACUGGGGGAUUUCGGCUUUGCAAAGGUUCUGGACAGCGGUGCGCGGCGCACCUACACAUUCUGCGGCACGCCUGGUUAUGUGGCACCAGAGAACGUGCUGGCGCACGGGUACAACCACUCGGUUGACUGGUGGGGCCUGGGCGUGCUCACGUAUGUGCUGCUCACGGGUCGGCAGCCCUUUAGCUCCCCCAAGACGGACGACCCCAUGGUUGUCAUGCGACGCAUCGUGGACGAAAGCUUUGUCAUCAAGUUCCCGCCGUACAUUUCCCCUGCGGCCAAGGAUUUUGUGUUGCGCUUGCUGGAGCGCAAGCCCACCAAGCGCCUGGGCAUGUUGCAGGGCAAGGCCAGGGACGUAAAGCAGCACCGUUGGUUUGAGGGGUUUGACUGGGAGGCGCUGUCGGCGCGCAAGGUGCCGGCGCCGCGCAAGCCACGCGACGAUGCCGCCAAGCGCAUCAGGGAGCUGGCGGAGAGCGAGCGAAAGCAGCGGGCACAGCCCAAGGAGACGCCAGAGGAGGUGGCCGAGGCCGAGGCGGUGUUUGCGGAAUUUUGA